UGUCGGGUUCGUCCACUCGGUCUCGGCCAGAAUGUAAACAAAUGUUACGAAUCAUGUCUGAGGGAGAGGUGGCCAGGGCACUAAAAUGUGUCUUAGCACGUGUGUCUACAGCAACAAAGGGUCGACGUCCUGAUGUGGCAGCACUUGGUUCUCAGGCUCGGUUGGUUGCCGUCAGCAAAACCAAGCCAAAGGAGAUGAUAAUUGAAGCAUACUCAGCUGGCCAGCGACACUUUGGUGAAAAUUAUAUCCAAGAGUUGGUGGACAAGGGUAAUGAUCAGCAGAUAUUAGCUGAGUGUCCUGAUAUCAGGUGGCACAUGAUUGGUCAUGUUCAGAGCAACAAGGUUAAGAAAGUUGUUGAAGUCCCUAAUUUGCACUGCAUUGAGACUGUUGACAGCAUCAAGUUGGCUACAACUAUCAACAAUGCCGUCCAAAAGAACCUCGGAGACAAAAAGUUAAAGGUUUUUGUACAAGUUAACACCAGUGGGGAGGAUAACAAAAGCGGCAUUCAUCCAGAUAGAGUAAAUGAGUUAGUGAGCCACGUCCUGCAGAACUGUGCCCACCUAGACCUAGCUGGCAUCAUGACCAUAGGGGCAUUUGAUCAUGAUCUCACAAAAGGUCCCAAUCCUGACUUCCAGAGGUUGCUGAAAUGUAGAGCAGAAGUCUGUGAAGCUCAGUGUAUGGAAACCAAAGAUGUAGAAUUAUCUAUGGGUAUGUCAAAUGACUUCGAACAUGCAAUUCUUGUUGGCAGCACCAAUGUGAGAGUUGGCAGCACAAUCUUUGGAGCACGAAAUGUCAAGAAGUAAAUGACUAACAUUAAAUUUGUUAUUUAGAAAUUGAAAGGGAGUUAUGGUAAUGCUCUUACCAAUAUCAACUACUUAUUGAUAUUUUGCUGUCUUGGUGUUUAUUUUACUUCCUUGUAUGUUAUUAAUAUCUGCAAAUGUUAUUUUAAAAAUUCUUGAACUUCACUAUAAUAAAGUGUGAAUGAAUACUGUUAAGUCAUAUAAUAUGUACAGGGGGUAUAUGGAAGAAGUAGUAAAUUGAUUAGGAGGCGAGUAUAGUUGUACUCUGAAAGUUUAUGGAAAGUAUCAAGAGUUAGGACAUUAUUUCUAUAGGUAUCAGUAGUUUUUAAAAGCAUAAAUUCAUUCAGAUAUGAGGAUUGUAGACUCACAAACAAGACCAACUGGAAAAAGUUUAGUGAGGCAGCUAUCAUUUUGCAGUGAGAGAAGAAUGAAGUUGAUUGAAGCCUGGUACUGUACUGUACUUCAAAUACCCAUGUGGGUGUGGUACCUGUAUUAAUACUUGUUAUCUUGGUCCUAUAUAUUAUCAUCAUUUUCAUCUAACCUACACAAAACUGGAAGGGGAAUGAUGAUAAUUGAUUGCAGGAUUAAAAGUGCAAAGGUAAUUAUUUCCUAAUACUGUAUCUUGAUGCAACAAUUUCACAUCAGGAAUUAGGAGAGGAGUAAUGUUUGAUAGAAGUUUAUAUUGAAGAAUACAGUAUAGAGAUUAAAUACCUAUAAGAAAUAAUUUUAAAGAUGUUUAAUCUAACCUCUCGUCAGAUUAUUAACUCUGAUGUUACUGCCUUGUGAUAAAAAUAAAGCAUACAGCGUGGAUGCAUGGAACCCCUUUAGUAUUAUAGUCACCAAUAAUAAUGUACUGAGGGUGAAAUAAUAUGAGAUGUAUGGGGUUCAUAUUACUCAUCACCAGUUUCAUAUCUCACAGUGAAAGAGAUGCACAGUACAGUAUGGUAAAUUUCGUGGUUA
Homarus americanus (American lobster) is the source of this 1760-nucleotide messenger RNA. Its product is annotated as pyridoxal phosphate homeostasis protein-like. The record is from RefSeq and is a predicted model, not a curated record. The transcript is spliced from 7 exons. NCBI's taxonomy places the organism in Eukaryota, Metazoa, Arthropoda, Malacostraca, Decapoda, Nephropidae. Gene Ontology annotation, cellular component: intracellular anatomical structure. Bases 42 to 803 code for a protein of 253 amino acids. Gene Ontology annotation, molecular function: pyridoxal phosphate binding.